This is a messenger RNA of Closterium sp. NIES-65, 1251 nucleotides long. Lineage: Eukaryota; Viridiplantae; Streptophyta; Zygnematophyceae; Desmidiales; Closteriaceae. The record is from the annotation of a GenBank genome assembly.
AUGGCUACCCCCAGUGUCCUUACGUUUGAUGCUGAGGGUCGUGCUGUUGACUUAGAGGUCUGGGUCGAUGACCUCCAGCUGUUCCUACAAUGCGAUAGGGCAGACGGACUCUCCCUGUUUGAUCUCACCUCUAGUGCCUCUCCUGCCCCGCCUUCUACUGCUGACAGCACUGGGUGUUCCCCUCCCCCCUCUUGCCCUCUGUUUCUUCUGCUGCUGCGGCCGACCUCGUUGGUUUUGAGUCGGUCGGCGCUGCGUCUGCCCCUAGCCGGAGACGCCGCACGGGCAAGGGCAAGGGGGGCAAGGGCGCUAGAGGGGCUGGCGGGGGCGGUGGAGGUGGUGGUGGAGGCAGUGGAGGGGGUGGGGGUGGUGGUGGGAGUGGUGGCGGGGGUGGAGGUGUCGGUGGCAGCGGUGGAGGCAGUGGAGGCGGCGGCGGUGGCAGAGGGAGCGGAGGCGGCGGAGGUGGCGGAGGCGGCGGAGGUGGCGGAGGUGGCGGAGGCGGCGGCGGCAGCGGUGGAGCUGGUCGCGGCUCUGCGCAGAGGAGUGGGUCCCCGCGGUGGGGAUACUGGUCCAUGCACCUACGUCCUCCGUGCAGGCGAGCGUGCUGGUGAGCAGGCGGGGGUUGCUAUCUUUGAUCUUGAUUAUGAUGCUAUUCUUGCAGCCAUGUAUGCUGUGUCUGAUAGUGUUGAGGGUGACUGUUACCUGUGUGUUCCGCCUGACCCGGGCAUUGAGGCUGCUGCUCUAGAUGCUGGUGAGGCUGCUGCUCUAGGUGCUAGUGCGUCUGCUGCCCCAGUUUAUGGUGAGUCUGCUCUCUCAGGUACUACGUCGGCUCAGGCCUUACACACCUUCACCCUUGACUCGGGUGCUUCCCGCUCCUUCUUUCGAGACCGCACCACGCUUACGCCGCUUAGUUGGCCGGUUGCAGUCUCCCUGGCGGACCCCUCUGGGGGUCCUGUCCUUGCUAACUUCUCCACUGUCUUACCAUGUCCGGCAGCCCCCUCUGGCACCCUGUCAGGUCUCUACCUCCCCUCGUUCUCUACGAACUUGGUGAGUGGAGCUGAUCUACAGGAUAGGGGGGUUGACCAGUUCACUCCUGCGAGUCAGUGGGUGACCCACUGCACGUGUGCUCGGACAGGCCGACACUUGGCCACGUUCACCCGUCGGCCGAGACUCUCCUUUGGCACCACCGCCUUGGUCACCCCUCCCUGCCUCGUCUCCGAGGCAUGGCCUCUCGUGUCCUUGUUGCGGAGAUAA